Messenger RNA from Conger conger (European conger), 1794 nucleotides. RefSeq names its product dopamine receptor D5a (gene drd5a). Gene Ontology annotation, biological process: adenylate cyclase-activating adrenergic receptor signaling pathway. The transcript has a single exon. NCBI's taxonomy places the organism in Eukaryota, Metazoa, Chordata, Actinopteri, Anguilliformes, Congridae. The record is from RefSeq and is a predicted model, not a curated record. Gene Ontology annotation, cellular component: plasma membrane. Gene Ontology annotation, molecular function: dopamine neurotransmitter receptor activity; G protein-coupled receptor activity. The coding region runs from base 1 to 1377 and encodes 458 amino acids.
AUGGGGUCUCCAGCGAAAUACUUGUCUGUGCACGAAACCCAGUCCGUUCCUUUUUUUGUCGGAGAGAUAAUGUGGAACACGUCCGAAUCGGCGGAAAAAACAGACGGCAAAAAGGAAUUGGUAGUUCGCACGGUGACUGGUUGUUUGCUUUCUCUUCUCAUCUUAUGGACUCUAUUGGGAAACAUCAUGGUAUGCUCCGCGGUUCUCAAGUUUAGGCACUUGCGAACUAAAGUGACAAACAUUUUCAUUGUGUCUCUGGCUGUUUCUGAUCUGUUCGUUGCUGUGCUAGUCAUGCCCUGGAAAGCAGUGGCUGAGGUUGCGGGAUAUUGGCCAUUCGGACCCUUCUGUAACAUCUGGGUGGCUUUCGACAUUAUGUGUUCCACGGCUUCCAUCCUAAAUCUCUGCGUCAUAAGCGUGGAUAGGUACUGGGCCAUAUCUAGUCCGUUCCGAUAUGAGAGAAAAAUGACUCAAAGAGUGGCCUUUGUAAUGAUUAGUGUGACUUGGACGUUGUCUGUACUUAUUUCGUUCAUACCAGUGCAGCUGAACUGGCAUAAAGCCAGCGACGAGGAGGUCGGGAUGAAUGGCACCUCUUUUGGGGAAAUAUCUGAAAACUGCGACUCCAGUCUCAACAGAGAAUACGCCAUAUCUUCUUCUUUGAUAAGUUUCUAUAUUCCCGUAGCAAUUAUGAUUGUGACCUACACAAGAAUAUACAGGAUUGCACAAAUUCAGAUACGGAGGAUAUCUUCUUUAGAGCGCGCGGCGGAGCACGCGCAAAGUUGCAGGACAAACAGACUCGAGUGCCAACACCACAAUACCUUGAAAACGUCUAUUAAAAGGGAAACCAAAGUCUUUAAAACUUUAUCUGUGAUCAUGGGCGUUUUUGUCUUCUGCUGGUUGCCCUUCUUUAUUCUAAAUUGCAUAGUCCCAUUUUGUGACAAGCCACCGACAGACCACACAGCCGGACUUCCUUGCGUGAGUGAAACAACUUUUGACGUGUUCGUUUGGUUUGGAUGGGCAAAUUCCUCUCUAAAUCCAAUUAUAUACGCGUUCAACGCCGACUUUAGAAAAGCCUUUGCCAGCCUUCUAGGGUGUCGUAAUUUCUGCUCGACAACACCAGUUGAAACUGUGAACAUAAGCAACGAGCUUGUCUCUUAUAACCAAGACACACUAUUUCAUAAAGAAAUCGUUACCGCGUACGUGAACAUGAUUCCAAACGUGGUGGACUGCACCGACGACAACGAGGACACCUUUGACAGGAUAUCACAAUUUUCUCAUAACAAUGAAAUUGCAACCGACUCAGUUUGUGACUUGGACGACUGCGAGGCAGAUAUUUGCUUGGAUAGACUCGCGCCGUUCACCCCUAAUGGUUUACAUUAGCUCAUUUGUCUAAAAAUCAAUGCAAACAGAUGAUGUAUUGCUCUAAUCAGAUAUUUAAACUGUGUUGUCGUUAUUACAUACAGUGACGUUGUUAUAUUGUGACAGUAGGCAGGACAUUAUGUGUAUUUAUCUGUUGAAAUGGUAUGGUCAUAUGCUUUUAAAAGUGUUGCUUAAUCGCUAACAACUCUAUCAUGCUUUAUAUUAUUUAUUACACGUCGUGUCCAAAUCCACGGGGACAGAAAAUCAUUACAGUACAUUCAUUAGGUUAAUUGUAUUCUGAACAUGCGUGACUGAAAUGAAUACGAUGAAUGACAGAAAGUUAGUUGCCUUUGUUCAAUAGGGUUAACUACCGACAGAGGCAGCAAGACUUGUUUUAGUUUCAGAUAAUAGGGAAAUUCUUAUGGCAAGCCCAUCAUG